Molecule: messenger RNA, 606 nt
Organism: Verruconis gallopava
Lineage: Eukaryota; Fungi; Ascomycota; Dothideomycetes; Venturiales; Sympoventuriaceae
Exons: 3
Coding region: 1-606 (201 amino acids)
Source: RefSeq, a predicted model, not a curated record
AUGAAUCUCAGUUCGGACCCGGUGCCCUACAUUCCGAACAUCGUUGCGGAGACGCUCGCCAUCCCUGAAGCCGCACAGAAAGACGGGGACAUCAAGGCCGUUGUUCUGACUCCUUCAUCCAUGGCUGGCGUCCCGUGGGGGGUGACAGGACGAAUAAGCGAAGACGCAUACAACCAAGAGUACAUCGACCUUGCCUGGAACAAGGAGUCAUUGCACCCACUAAAGACGACGGCCGUCUACGCCGCUGCGAAAGCCCAGGCCGAACAGGCUGCCUGGAGGUACGCCGCGGAAAAUAAGCCCCCCAAGGCUCUGUGCGAUGGAGAUCUUAAGCUGAUUGGCAACAUACCCGCGCACAACUUCAUCGACGUGAGUGACGAUGCUAAGCUUCGCCUUGCGGGACUGACCGAUCCCUCGACCGAGAAUGAGCGGCUAAUCUUUUCCGAAAAGGGUUUUAUCGAUGGCCUGGAAGGGAUCGCGACAGACUCGAGUGUGCCGCCGACUGAAAGCGCUCUGAACGCGCUCAAGAACGUGUAUGGAAUCACCGAAUGGACAUCCCUGGAGACGAGUCUCAAGGAUUCUCGUUUUGAAAGGACCUUGGUGAAAUAG